Molecule: messenger RNA, 726 nt
Organism: Durusdinium trenchii
Lineage: Eukaryota; Dinophyceae; Suessiales; Symbiodiniaceae
Source: the annotation of a GenBank genome assembly
AUGCGCUUGGGCACGCUGGAACUGGCCAAGUUAGCGGCGCAGCGCUGCCGUGCCAAGUUUGACGAGCUCUUGAGGCGAAGGCAGCUCUACGAUGCGGAGUUGUGCCUUGCGGGGAUUUUUGAAGUCUCCGCUCUCGCACGUGCUCAGCUAUCCCGCUGCUUGCGCCACUCCUCGCCUUGGCUGAUGCCAACGGUGGUGACGGAUGAGGGCGACUGGAGGAGUCGCUGGGUGGAGUGGAGGAGCUUCUUGGGCAGCUGCCCGUACUUCUGGCUGGAGACCAAUGAUGAGUCCUUUUGGGCAAGAGCUGAGACGUUUGGACAUGGUGAUGCCGUUGAGUUCAACACUGACGUGUCGGGCUAUGAGCUCCGUCGUUUGGUGGCAUUCCCGGCACCACAUCUCCGGCAGCUUUUCGAGGAGCUGUGCCACCCGGAGGAGGCCGAGGAGAGGUACACCAUAGCCGUUUGGAUUUCCAGCCUUGACAUCACGGUCCACAUUCACUUCCCGACUGAACAUGGGCAACCGCCAAUUCGACUGAAUUGUAUUGUACUUGGCUCCGAGUUGCAAUCCAUGACCUUCAUGGGAGGCAUGGGGCGAUUGGGAUUCGAUGCGCCCAAGAGUGGAGAGGCAGUGGUUGCGGACCGUUCUUCGUUGAUGAGACGAGCAGCUUUGGACGCCUAUGAACGCCUGGCCGACGAAGCUGAGACUUUCCAUGCCCAACACCAUUGA